UUUAAAAACAAUUCCUCACGUGGUUUUGUUAACCACGAAUUCUAUCAAAAACAACGAUAAAACAAUGAAUCUUUUACCAAAAGCAACCAAAGAAUUUGCUUCAAAAGAAUAUUGGGAUAAAUUUUUUCAAAAACGAAAAGAUUCAUUCGAAUGGUAUGGUAGUUAUGAGGAAAUCAAGACCAUAUUGUUGCAAUAUUUGAAGCCAAAUGAUAAUUUUCUUGUGAUCGGUUGUGGCAAUUCAACAUUAAGUGUCGAUCUUUUUGAUGAUGGCUACGAAAACAAUACUAGCAUUGAUAUCAGUCAAGUUGUUAUCGAUAAAAUGAUUUCAAAAUACAAAUCGAAUGGAAUCCGUUCGAAAUUACAAUUCGAAUGUAUGGAUAUGAUGCAGAUGCGAUUCGCAAAUGAAUCAUUCAAUAUUGUUCUUGAUAAAGGUACUUUGGAUGCUAUUUGUUCGGACAGUAAUAUUGAUAUUGACAAAUGUUUUACGGAAAUUUCACGUGUAUUGAAAUAUUUUGGCCGCUAUAUUUGUGUAUCGUUACUGCAGGAACAUGUAUUGGAUAAAUUACUAUCAUGGUUUACUGUCAAUCAGAAUUGGAUAUGUCGUAUUGAAAUGAUACAAUCAAAAUCAAAUGAAACAAAUGUUGUUGAUACUGUAAAUUUUCCAGUUUUUAUCAUAACCUGUUUGAAAAUGAAAGCAAAACUAUCCGAAACAUAUGUAGAAAUGGAUUUGAAUGGUGAUAGAAAAUUUAAAAAAAUUCAUAACAUUUCUGAAGUAGCCUCCAUCAUAAAAUCAUAUCAACGAAUGGAAUUUCUUAAAUAUAUGGUUCGAAAUAGUAAAAUGGAUGAUGAAAAUUUUAAUAUUGAAUUAUUUGAUGAUUCCAACAACAAUGAUGAUUGUCGUUACAAGUUUUAUUUUGUACAACGAUCGAACAUUGUUAAAUCGAAUAAUAUGAUCAGGUGUUCGAUAUUCAUUGUUCCACAAGGUCGUGAACAUGAAUGGAUGUUUUCUACUGGUAAAGGUCGAUUAGAAUUACUGAAACAAUGCCGUUGUGAUCGUUUAGCUGUUGUAUUUUUAAGUCGUAAACAUCGUUAUGAAAAUAUGGAAAAAAUUCAAAAUGAAUUAGGCAAUCAAUUGCAAGGGUUUUUCCCACCAACAUCCGAAAAAAUUCUAUUUCUUAGUAUUGGUGAUGGUGAUAUUGGUGAACGUAAUGUCAUAUGGAAUGGUUAUAGUGAAUUUAAUGGUCAAAUGUUUGUCGAAGAUGUUUGUAUCGAUGGUAUAAUGUAUAGACGUUUAGUAUUUGCUAAUAAUCAUAAUAUUAUUCAAUCGGAAGCACGAUUAAAAAAAUGUAAACAAGGAACAUUUCGUUGUGAUCGAAAUUUUCUUUCAUGUGAUCAUCAUCAAUAUAUUGCUGCCGGAUUGGCCAUUAUCAACAGACCAUUCAAAAAUGUUUAUAAUCUUUUGAUGAUUGGUUUAGGUGGUGGUUGUUUCAUAGCUUUUCUUGCAAAUAAUCUACGUCCAUCCGAUGAUAUUGUUCUACGUAUAACAGUGAUUGAAAUUGAUCCAUUAUUGGAAGAAGUUGCUAAAAAAUAUUUUGAUUUUCAACAAAAAACUAAACAAAAUAUACAGAUUAAUAUUAUAAUCGAUGAUGGUUUACAUUAUUUACGAUCAAAAUCACAAGAUUCACAGAAUAUGGAAAAAUUUGAUUUCAUUAUAUUCGAUGUGGAUAGUAAAAAUAUCGAGCUUGGUGUUAGUUGUCCACCACCAGAAUUUGUCGAAAAUGAAUGUUUGAAUCAAGUACAAACAUUACUUAAUGAUGAUGGUUUUUUCAUUCUAAAUUUAGUUGCACGAAAUGAAGAUUUAAAACAAAUUAUUUAUGAACGUUUAAAGAAUUUAUUUCAAUAUCGUUUUCGUUGUAAAUUGGAUAAAGAUGUAAAUGAAAUAAUAUUUGUAACAAAUAAUGAAAAAUUAGAAUGGUUACGUAAUGAUUGGAAUUCAAAUAGCCGUUAUGAUUAUAUUAGAAAAUGUUGUUUUCAUAUUGAUUUAUUGGCUGAAACUUAUCGUCAAAUGUGUUCGAAAUUGUCGUUUUGUUAAAUUGGUAAUAUUCAUUCAUUUAUG
This is a messenger RNA of Dermatophagoides pteronyssinus (European house dust mite), 2116 nucleotides long. Its product is annotated as eEF1A lysine and N-terminal methyltransferase homolog. NCBI's taxonomy places the organism in Eukaryota, Metazoa, Arthropoda, Arachnida, Sarcoptiformes, Pyroglyphidae. The record is from RefSeq and is a predicted model, not a curated record.